Erythranthe guttata (spotted monkey flower) is the source of this 1197-nucleotide messenger RNA. Its product is annotated as DUF2358 family protein (DUF2358). NCBI's taxonomy places the organism in Eukaryota, Viridiplantae, Streptophyta, Magnoliopsida, Lamiales, Phrymaceae. The record is from RefSeq and is a predicted model, not a curated record.
ACACAAGACUUAUCCUCCUUCCUCAACGAUGAUUCAUUCCCCCACUUCCCCUCUGCAACCAAACAAAACCCUCUCCCUCGAAUAUUCGCAUCCCACAAAAAUCGAACAAAAAUGUCAAUUUGAUACACACAGAAACUUGAAUUCAAAUCAAUUCAGAAAAUUCUCCACAGUAUAAUUUGAAUGGCGCUCUUAAUUCCGUCGUCGGGAAUUGCAUCGCUCGCCGGCAGGGAAUCGCCGUGGGUGAUUGUUCAGAAAUCGAGAAGAAGGAAUGUUAGGUUCGAUGUUUGUUCGGGGGUUAGGGAUUUGAAAAAGGGGGUUUCGAAAUUGAGGGGCGGGGGCGAUAGUUAUGAGGAUACUGUGAGGUGGUUGUACGGACAGGUGAAGCAGAUCGAUACGGUGCCGUUUCCAGCUAAGAAGACUAAGGAUGGAGAAGGGAAGAAGCAGGACUACUAUGUGAAUACGGGCUACGCGAUCCGGACCCUCCGGGAGGAGUUCCCGGAGCUUUUCUUCAGAGAGCUCAGCUUCGAUAUCUACAGGGAUGAUAUCGUCUUCAGAGAUCCACUCAACACUUUUUCUGGUAUAGAGAACUAUAAAUCGAUCUUCUGGGCAUUAAGAUUUCACGGUAAGAUCUUUUUCAAGGCCCUAUCAGUUGACAUAGUAAGCGUGUGGCAGCCUGUGGAGAGCAUCAUAAUGGUACGUUGGACUGUUCACGGCAUUCCAAGAAUCCCGUGGGAGAGCCGUAGCAGAUUUGACGGUACCUCAGAGUACAAGCUCGACAAAGAUGGCAAAAUAUACGAGCACAAAGUUCAUAAUAUCGCGAUGAACGGACCCCAAAAGUUUCAAAUACUAACCGUGGAGCAUUUGAUUCAGUCGAUAAGCUGCCCCUCGACACCAAAGCCAACUUAUUUCGAGUUCUCAUCUUCUUCGACUAUGAAUAUUUUGCCGUUAAAGAAAUUCGCUGCUCUGAAAUGGAACUUACCUUCUGUUCUAAUCAGACAUCAGAGAUCCGAAACCGAAUCAUAAUGAUAUACCAUCGCAUGUUUCUUUUCAGGUACUACUUCUAGAAGCUUUACGCCUUGCGAAUUUUGAAAUUUGUGGAAUAUGUUGUAUUGUGUGUGUUAAGGCAUUUCAGUGUAGUGUGUAUAUUCUGAAUUCUCUGUAAAAAGCAUAUCAGUUGGGUGAAUCUUGUGGCUACCA